AUGGCUGCGUGGCUACAAUUCCUGAUGGCGGCCGUGUCGGUCCUGGGGCCUGCCUCAGGGCUACCGACAUGGCCUUCCUCGGUGGAUGAGCUAGAAGACAUCAUGUUCUUAAAUUCUGGCUACCAGGCGCGAUCCUUCUCUGCCGAUAUAACUCCAUGUUCCUUCUCCCCGGAUGGUCCGUCGAGAAUUGCAUCGGCAGAAUGGCUUCGCACAGCGUUCCACGACACGGCCCCCGGCAAUGUUUUCACCGGGGUCGGUGGACUAGAUGCGUCUCUACAGUAUGAAUUGGGAGGAGACGGUGGCGAGAACAUUGGUACCGCGUUCAAUUUCACUCUACUCUCUUUCACGCCCUUUUUUUCGUCUCGUGCAUCACUGGCCGAUAUCAUUGCACUGGGGGUAUACGCAUCUGUCCGUGUCUGUGGCGGUCCGAUUAUUCCCAUCCGCACAGGCCGCAUAGAUGCCACUGCAGCUGGGCCGAUCGGCGUGCCGUUGCCGCAGAAUUCACAGUAUACGUUCAUCCAGCAGUUUGCGCGGAUGGGCUUCAAUGUCUCGGAAAUGAUCGCCCUGACGGCUUGCGGCCACACUAUUGGCGGCGUUCACGCCGGUAACUUCCCCGAGGUGCUACAGUCAGGAACCGUGGAAAAUGACUACCAGCACUUCGAUUCGACAACAUUGUUCGACGAGAAGAUUGCCUCCGAAUUUACUGGUGGAAACAGCUCAGAUCCGCUGGCUGGGCCACUUGCAAUAAAGAAUACGUACGACUCAGAUAUAGCAGUGUUUACCGCGGACAACAAUGCUACGAUUGGUCUCAUGGCCGACCCUACAUACUUUCAAUCCCGCUGCCAGGUGAUGCUUCAGCGAUUGAUUGAGGUUGUCCCCGCGGGAGUGGUCCUCACAGACGCAAUUGUUCCCUACGAGGUCAAGCCAAGCAACUUACAGUUAACAAUACAACCUGGUGGCACCCAGCUCCAGUUUACUGGAGAGAUUCGUGUCCGAACGACCGACCUCAAUGGCACCAUUUCGAACGUUCAACUUGUAUAUGCUGACCGCAACGGGGCAUCCACUUGCGGAUCGUGUGUCAUCGGAACACAGUAUGCUGGAACAACCAAUGGUUUUGAUGAUUCUUUUGUCUUCUAUAGCUUCUCCGCAAUACUGCCGGCCAACACCUCAAUCUCGACGUUUAUAGUACAGGUGACAGCUGAUGGUAACACAGUAACAUACGAUAACAACGGGAAUGGGUAUCCAAUCCAGGACAAUAUCUUGUUUCAAAACCCCCAAAGUUGCAUAGCCAAUUCAUCUGACAGCAACGGUAAUUACAAAAUGACGGUUACCGCUGCGGUCCGCAACACAGUGACUUCAGGCUCUCCAACUCUCUCUGUAGAAAUCAAAACACCUCGAUCCUGCUGUGUUGUGCCAGGCUUAUCCACCGUCAACGUGACGAUGGCAAAGACGGCAACAAUUGGCGCCUACGUCCUGUAUAGCGGUAGCUAUGCUCUCACAACCAACCAAAUAACUACAUCCAAAUUCAGCGUUUCUAUAGAGACAUCCUCUGAUAGUUUCAAAAGUACAGCACUCACUGGCUCUUGCUCGGCGCUGAGUGGUUCUGACCCAGUACCGUAUAGCUAUCUUGGCUGCUACACUGACAACGUCAAUUCCAGAACCUUGCCAGCCGCGACGACCAGUGACAACAACAUGACGCUUACGGAGUGUGCGAACUUCUGCAGUGGCUAUCAAUAUUUUGGGCUUGAAUAUACAACACAGUGUUUUUGCGGCACUGGUUUGAGCAGCUCGAGUACAGAGGCUGCGAAGACGGAUUGCAACAUGCCUUGUGGGGGAGACAGUACAGAAACAUGCGGUGGAGCGAACAUACUCUCUGUCUAUACAAACAACAAUUAUGUUACUCCAGGAGGAGCUACGAUUCCGGGUUAUCAGUACCUUGGCUGCUACAAUGACACGGCCGCCGCUCGAAGUCUAUCGAGCACUUACACAUAUAGCAGCAACAUGACAGUAGAUGCCUGUGCUACUUUCUGCAAUGGCGCUACUUAUUUCGGUGUCGAGUACUACAGUGAAUGCUACUGCGGUGAAACUCUGGCGGCGGAUAGCGCUAAACAACCAGUGACUGAUUGUUCGUACCCCUGUUCUGGGGACAGCAGCGAAUUCUGCGGUGGCAGUGACAGACUCGAUUUAUACCAACUGGGCUCAACUAUCGUGACGGCGUCUUCAAAUCCAGCAUCUUCCAGCUCUACGCCAACCACCGCCGUGUCCUCGUCUACGACCGUAUCCACCAGCGCUACGGUAACCACCGAUUCUCCAUCGUCCUCUGCGACUGCACCUGUCUCUCUCUCAACUACCUCAAGCACUGCUGUAUCCACUAGCGCAACUACCACCAGUGUCACUGCAACUGCUACAGGCUUGCCAUCUGGUUGGGACUACCGGGGUUGCUAUGCGGACAACAUCGGUGGUGUCCGUUCUAUGCUCGUCCAGGAAGAUGAUAAUCCCACGAUGACUAUCGAAUCUUGCAUUAGCCAAUGUUUACUAUUGGGCUAUACCGUGGCAGGCAUGGAGUACUCCGACCAGUGCUUCUGUGAUGACUACGUGCGAAACAAUGCUUCUCUCGCAAGCUCAGAUUCCCAGUGUGCUAUGACCUGUGCCGGAAAUUCCAGUGAAAUCUGUGGUGGACCCAAUCUCCUCAGUGUCUAUUCCAACGCUACAAUAACAGUGCUACCCCCGCCAACAGUACAAACAACCAAUCUACCUGGGUCCUGGGUAUAUAAGGGCUGUCUUCAGGACAACGUUAAUAAUACACGAACCUUCCCCUAUCAACUCACCUAUGCAAACAACAACUCGGCGACUGCUUGUCUCUCUCGUUGCCAAGAAUACGGAUUUCAGGCGGCUGGUUUGGAGUAUGGUGAACAGUGCUUCUGCGGCGAUACUUUCGACAUUGGCCCUGACGUUGAAAUCGUCUCUGAUUCUCAAUGCAACAUGAUCUGCACUGGUGAUACCAUCCACUAUUGUGGUGCGGGAAACCUCCUUAGUUACUACAUUUGGGAAAACAGCACGACUUUGUGGACAUAUGCUUCAGGAAAUGACGCUGGCCUUUACCAAUUCCUGAUUGGUGGUGUGGUUGUGCCCCUGAUGACAACCGUAAAUAUCAAUGGGAAAGUCACCUUCUUGGAGAAAUGGGGAACGGGACCGCCAAACACUACUGGUGCCUAUGAGUUGGAUCUAUUUUAUGAGAACGAUUUCGACAAUGCUUGGCGGGCGAUGCACGUCAAGACCGAUAUUUUCUGCUCCGCUGGCCUCGUUCUCCCUGACAAGGCUGGAAGACAGCUUACUAUUGGUGGCUGGUCGGGAGUGUCCACCCAAGGUAUCCGACUUUACUGGCCGGAUGGUUCUCCAGGCCAACCCGGUGUCAAUGACUGGCAGGAAAACCAGGCUGAACUCUCUCUACAGGAUGGCCGUUGGUAUCCCUCGGGAAUGAUCAUGGCUAAUGGCUCCAUUCUUGUUGUUGGUGGUGAGACAGGAUCAAACGGGCCCCCUGUCCCUACCAUCGAAGUCCUACCGACAGUUGGACCCACGCUCUACAUGGAUUGGUUGGAACGUACGGACCCUAACAAUCUGUAUCCGUUCAUGGGAGUGAUGCCCUCCAAGACGAUUCUAGCUGCUUAUUACAAUGAGGCUCGUUUGUUGGACGAAACCACAUUGCAGACGAUCCGGACGCUGCCAAACAUGCCAGGUGCCGUCAACAACGAUCUCGGCGGCCGGACUUAUCCUCUUGAAGGCACUAUGGUGUUCUUUCCUCAAUAUGCUCCAUACACAGAUCCUGUAAGGGUUCUCAUAUGCGGUGGUUCAACUCCUUACGGCGGGGAUGCCAUCGAUAAUUGUGUCUCCAUUCAGCCUGACGUUCCGGGGCAGAAUUGGACGAUCGAACGCAUGCCUUCGAAACGUGUCAUGACUUGCAUAUCACCCCUCCCAGAUGGCACGUUUCUCAUUUUGAACGGCGCUCACCAGGGUGUAGCCGGUUUCGGUCUUGCUACCAGUCCCAAUUUGAAUGCUGUUCUAUACGACCCGACAAAGCCGGUCAAUCAGCGCAUGACAGUCAUGGCAAAUACCACCAUUGCACGUCUCUACCACUCUGAGGCAAUUCUCCUACCUGAUGGACGGGUGUUAGUCUCCGGCUCAGACCCAGAGGAUGAUACCCAUCCUGAGGAAUACAGAGUAGAGGUGUUCAUCCCGCCGUAUCUUCUGUCCGGAGCCGCGCGACCAGCGUAUACCAUCACCGAAACCGAUUGGGCAUACGGAGGCACUUACACCAUCACAGUCACUGCCGGCAACGUCGCAAACCUGAAGGUGUCCUUGAUUGGCCUCAUCUCAAGCACGCACGGAAACAGCUUCGGUCACCGUACAUUAUUUCCGGCGUUUACCUGUCAAGGUAAUCAGUGUACUAUUACUGCCCCUCCAGACCCGUGGACUUCUCCUCCUGGCUGGUUUCAAUUGUUCAUACUUGACGGCCCGACCCCGUCCAACAGCUCCUUCGUUCGGAUCGGAGGAGAUCCGGGAGAACUAGGCAAUUGGCCGGAUUUGCCUGACUUUACCGUUCCUGGUGUCUAA
Talaromyces atroroseus is the source of this 4611-nucleotide messenger RNA. RefSeq lists its product as hypothetical. Gene Ontology annotation, molecular function: heme binding; peroxidase activity. The record is from RefSeq and is a predicted model, not a curated record. Gene Ontology annotation, biological process: response to oxidative stress. Bases 1 to 4611 code for a protein of 1536 amino acids. Lineage: Eukaryota; Fungi; Ascomycota; Eurotiomycetes; Eurotiales; Trichocomaceae. The transcript has 6 exons.